Astyanax mexicanus (Mexican tetra) is the source of this 1342-nucleotide messenger RNA. It is a transcript of the gene agmat, whose product is annotated as agmatine ureohydrolase (agmatinase). The record is from RefSeq and is a predicted model, not a curated record. Gene Ontology annotation, molecular function: agmatinase activity; metal ion binding. Lineage: Eukaryota; Metazoa; Chordata; Actinopteri; Characiformes; Acestrorhamphidae. The transcript has 7 exons. Bases 283 to 1323 code for a protein of 346 amino acids.
GGGCAGCCGCCCCCAUGUGUUGCUCUCUCUCUUGUUGAAUACCAAACAGAGUGUUAUCUGCAUGUGUGAGAGUGUGAGAUCGGUGUUAUCGGUGUGAGAGAGAGUGCGAAAGUGUGUGUGUGUGUGUGUGUUUGAUCAGUUUGAGAUCAGAUAUCAGUAUUAGAUCAACUCGAGAGAUUUUACAGUCUGUAUAAUCAGAGUCAGUAUUGAUCUGUUGGAGGAGUUAAAGCUGGAUUAUCUCUGUGAUUGAUAGAUUGAUUGAUUGAUUGAUUAGUGGUGAGUAUGUUUAAUCAGGGCAGCGCGAGGAUGUUCAGCAGGUGUGUGCAGGUGUUGAGGCGGAAGCUGCAGGUGAGUCAGGUCAGGUAUUUAUCAGACCGCGGGUUUAAUGUUCCUCCGAGCGCGGAGUUCGUGGCUCGGGUCUCCGGGAUCGCGACUAUGGGGAAGCUGCCGUUUCAGAGCAGCGCCGCGGGGCUGGACGCCGCGUUUAUCGGAGUUCCGAUCGAUACCGGAACCUCCAACCGACCCGGAGCCAGGUUUGGUCCUCGGCAGAUCCGCUCGGAGUCGUUCAUGUUGAGAGCGUAUAACAGCGCCACCCGAGCAGCUCCGUACGAGUCUCUGAUGGUUGCAGAUAUCGGCGAUGUGAACGUGAACCUGUACGAUCUUAAAGAUACCUGCAGGAGGAUCCGCGAGACGUACCGCGAGGUCCUGCAGACCGGCUGCAUCCCCCUCACCAUGGGAGGAGAUCACACCAUCGCCUACCCCAUCCUACAGGCUGUAGCAGAAAGGCACGGCCCGGUGGGUCUGGUUCACGUGGACGCUCACGCGGACACCGGGGACACGUCUCUGGGGGAGAAGAUCGGUCACGGCACGCCGUUCAGACGCUGUGUGGAGGAGGGGCUUCUGGACUGUGGGCGGGUCGUUCAGAUCGGACUCAGAGGAACCGGAUACUCUCCGGAUAACUACGCCUGGAGCAGAGAGCAGGGGUUCCGGGUGGUUCAGGUGGAGGAGUGCUGGUACAGGUCUCUGGUGCCGCUGAUGGAGGAGGUCCGGGAGCAGAUGGGGUCGGGGCCGGUGUAUCUGAGUUUUGAUAUAGACGCUCUGGAUCCUGGGUUCGCUCCGGGAACAGGAACACCUGAGAUCGCAGGACUCACACCUGUUCAGGGUUUGGAGAUAAUCCGAGGUUGUCGGGGUCUGAAUCUGGUUGGCUGUGAUCUGGUGGAAGUUUCUCCACCGUACGACACUACAGGGAACACGGCUCUGACUGCAGCGAACCUGCUGUUUGAAAUGCUGUGUGUUCUUCCCAAGAUUAAAUACUACGAUUAAAUAAAGCAAUGUGUGUGAA